Molecule: messenger RNA, 962 nt
Organism: Radiomyces spectabilis
Lineage: Eukaryota; Fungi; Mucoromycota; Mucoromycetes; Mucorales; Radiomycetaceae
Product: Alpha/Beta hydrolase protein
Exons: 3
Coding region: 38-910 (290 amino acids)
Biological process (GO): proteolysis
Molecular function (GO): serine-type peptidase activity
Source: RefSeq, a predicted model, not a curated record
CAAUCUCUUUCUUUUUCUUUUCUUUUAUUUUCUUGUCAUGGUUUCUAAACAGCAAAUGUUUGUGUGGGGUGGUUUGCCCAUCACUGUCUUUGGCUUGGACGAACACAAAGCCAAGGGCGUUGACCAACCUGUUGCGGUCGUGUUUGCUUUGCAUGGUCGAUUGCAAUCUGAGCAAAAGAUGCAACCUAUUGCUGAAGCAUUGUGCGGUCUCAAUGAAGCGGCCAACAAACGACAUUUAAUCGUGGUAACUUUUGAUCAUCCCAAUCACGGUCAACGGCUGCGUCACAAACAGGCCAACUAUGCUUGGAAAGAAGGCCGACAUGAAAAUCCCGAUCAUGCCUUGGAUAUGUGGGCCAUGCUGUAUUCCUCUUCGCGAACCAUAUCCGACCUGAUCGAUGUCUUGGAGUAUUAUCUGUUCGACCGUCAAACCGUAACACCACCCCGUAUCCAAGCCUGGGGCGUUCUCGGAUUCUCAAUGGGUGGUCAUGCCGCCUUUAUGGCCGCGGCUGAAGAUCCUAGAAUUACGGUAUCUAUUCCUAUUGUGGGAACCGCCGAUUUCUUGGGACUUUUGCGUACUCGUCUCCAAGACAACGGGUUAUCGUCUGCUCAACAUUUACCCGCUUCGCUGUGCGAAGCCAUUCAGCGUCGCACGGACAGAUUGGAAGACCGGCUCAAAGAUACCAAGCUGUUAAUUAUCAGUGGAGAAAAAGAUAAACUCGUACCGGCCGCCAGCAAUGCCGGGUUUGUUCAACGACUACGACAAGUUCACAAAGGCAGCGAAAAUGAGGAUUGGCAAUAUAUCGUUGUGCCAGAUGUAGGUCAUGAGUGGUGUCCGACGAUGGUGAAUGAAAGUGUUCAGUGGUGUCAACGAUGGCUGCUGCAACAGGACGAAGGACAGUGCAAAUUGUAAAUGACCACUUUUUUUAUUUUCCCGGAGAUGUUAGCCUGGUCCAACUUUAGGA